AUGCAUUCUUAUGAAGAAAGGAGUAAAAAGAUGUCAGGUUCUAAAAAUAAAAAACACUUGUCAAUUAAAGUACAAAAGUCUGGUAAUAAGGAGGUGAUUAGUGCACACAAAACUAAGUUUUCACACCCUAAACCUACAAAAUCACGAGCUCCAGUUCCUUCACAUGUAUCUAAAAAGCCUUCAGCAUUACCACCCUCUUCUUCGCAGCCACCACAAAAAUUCAAGAGAAAUUUACUAUUUUCCCAUGCCGAUCAUACACCAUCACCAUCACAAUCACCAGCUGAAUCACCAUAUUGUUCACCUAUCCAACCUCAGUCAUUUGAUAAUGCUCCUAAUAAUGAACAAAAUUUACAUCAUGCUCACUUAUCGGAUGAAAAUCAUCAAGAUGAAUCUCUUGCUCAAGAAGGUGAACUUGUCACUCAAGAAGGGCUCUUGAAAAUAGAGCCUUUUGGCAAUGAGUUUAAUCCAUGUACUGCUGUUCGUCAUGUAACAAAUGCCAUUAAAAGCAAAUUUUCAGAAUUCUGCCCUUCCUGGAGACAUGCUAGUGAGCAAAUGCGAGAUUUGUGGUUUACUGAAUUUAAGAAAAAUUAUUCGAAAUUUAAGAACUGGUCAGCAGCAAAUACUGUGAAUCGAGCAUCAAAUGCUGGAAGUUCCAUGCAUACUGGUGGUUCCAUAUCUAUGGGUGAACAUGCACGCAGAAUGGAGAAAGCUACGGGAGUAAAACCUUCUCUAGAAGAGGUUUAUACUAAAUGCCACACCAAAAAAGACAAAAGUUGGAUUGAUGAAAGAUCUGAGAAAGCCAUUGGUGAAUUCAAAAAGCGAAAGACAGAACUUUCUCAAGUAGCUUUAUCCUUGGAUAAUGAGGGAGAUGUUGAGGCAUCUAAGGAAGGCCUAGAUAUACCAGAUGAUUAUACUGUUUGGAACGAAGUUGUGACAAAGGGAAAAAAGAAAGCUGCUUUUGGUUUAGGUUCUUUUGGUUUAGAUCUCUCUUCAAAGUUGGAUUCUAGAAAUUGUUCAGAGACAUCUAAAGACAAUCUAAAUAUUGAGCAAGAACUUCACAUGUGGAAAGAAAAAGCAAAGGAGCAAGAAAUGAUCAAUGAAGAGCAAAAGGUUAAGUUGAAAGAUGCUGAGCACAAGUUAAAAGAUCAAGGACGUCAACUAAAAGUUCAACAGAAAAGAAUUGGUUCUACUGAAAAGACAAUUCAUGCUUUGUAUAAAAAGUUGAAUCUCCCACUUCCUUCAACCUUGUCUGAUCCUACGGAAGAUGAGCUUGGGACAGGCUCUAGUGAUGAUAACAUGAGUGAUUGA
This is a messenger RNA of Arachis stenosperma, 1308 nucleotides long. RefSeq lists its product as uncharacterized. Bases 1 to 1308 code for a protein of 435 amino acids. Lineage: Eukaryota; Viridiplantae; Streptophyta; Magnoliopsida; Fabales; Fabaceae. The transcript is spliced from 7 exons. The record is from RefSeq and is a predicted model, not a curated record.